Molecule: messenger RNA, 1686 nt
Organism: Gastrolobium bilobum
Lineage: Eukaryota; Viridiplantae; Streptophyta; Magnoliopsida; Fabales; Fabaceae
Product: tetrahydroberberine oxidase-like
Exons: 2
Coding region: 1-1686 (561 amino acids)
Molecular function (GO): FAD binding; oxidoreductase activity
Source: RefSeq, a predicted model, not a curated record
AUGACCACUUCAAUAGUAAAAUUAGUGUUCAUAUCUGUCACCAUUUUCAUCUCAAUUUUCCCUACAACUUCUACUUCUGCUGUUGGCCUUGAGAAUGGUUUCCUUCUAUGUUUUCAAUCAGCUUUAGGACAUAACACAACUUCAGGAGUAAUAUUCACCAAAAGCAAUUCUUCUUAUGAACCCCUUUUAGAGUCUUCUAUAAGAAACUCAAGAUUCUUGGUCAGUUCUGUCCCAAAACCAGACCUUAUUGUUACUCCACAUAAUCUAUUCCAAAUCCAAUUAGCACUUCUCUGCUCAAAGAAAAACAACUUGCAAGUAAGGAUUCGAAGUGGGGGGCAUGACUAUGAGGGCCUUUCUUAUGUCUCUCAUGUUCCAUUCUUGAUCAUUGAUCUCAUUAACCUUAGGUCCAUAAGCAUUAACAUCAAAGAAGAAAGUGCAUGGGUUCAAUCAGGUGCUACCCUUGGAGAACUCUAUUAUGCAAUUGCAAAUAUAAGUAAGGUCCAUGGCUUCCCAGCUGGUAGUUGCUCUACAAUUGGUGUUGGAGGACACUUCAGUGGUGGUGGAUUUGGUACCAUUUUUAGAAAAUAUGGUCUAGCAUCUGAUAAUGUAAUUGAUGCUCAAAUGGUAGAUGUUAAUGGGAAGAUACUGAAUAGAACACUCAUGGGGGAAGACCUCUUUUGGGCCAUAAGAGGAGGGGGAGGGUCAAGCUUUGGAGUCAUUACUGCAUGGAAAAUCAAGCUUGUACCUGUUCCUUCAACAGUGACAAUUUUUGAUGUCUCAAGGACCCUUGAUCAAGGUGCUAGUAGCCUUUUCCACAAGUGGCAAACCAUUGCUCCCAAGCUUCCUGCAGAACUUUUUGUGCACACAGUUUUGGGAGUUGCUAAUUCAGUAGUUUCCCAUGGAGGAAAAACUGUAAGAGUUUCUUUCACAGGAUUGUAUCUUGGAACAGCUGAGGAACUCCUUCCUUUGAUGCAAAAUAGGUUUCCAGAAUUGGGUUUGCAGCACAAUAACUUCACUCAGAUGACAUGGAUUCAAUCUGUUCUUUAUUUUGCAGGUUAUUCAAUAGAUGAAUCCUUGGAGGUCUUGCUUGUGAGAAACAAAACAUCCUCAAGUUUCAAAGCAAAAUCUGACUAUGUGAAGGAACCUAUUCCAUUACUUGGCUUAGAAGGGCUUUGGAAGAUGUUACUUUUGGAGGACUCACCAUUCUUGACCAUAACUCCAUAUGGUGGAAUAAUGAGUGAGAUUUCAGAAUCAGAAACUCCAUUCCCACAUAGAAAGGAGAACUUAUAUGGAAUCCAAUAUUUUGUAAAUUUGGUUUCAAAUGAAGAAACGCCAAAGCAUAUAGAUUGGAUAAGAAGACUAUAUGCAUACAUGGCACCAUAUGUGUCAAAGUCGCCAAGACAAGCAUAUUUGAAUUAUAGGGACCUUGAUUUGGGUGUGAACAGAGGAAACUCAAGCUAUGAAGAAGCAAAGUCAUGGGGUUUGAAAUAUUUCAACAAUAAUUUUGAAAGGCUUGCAGUAGUGAAAGCUAGAGUUGAUCCUGAAAACUUUUUCAGGGACGAGCAGAGCAUUCCUCCGCAUGUCCUCUCAAUUCGUAAGUUUAAGUUAGGGUCAUCUUCGCGACAUCCUAAUCGCGCAAAGACAUUGUCAGAACAUAGCUCGCUGUGUUUCCCCAAGUUUCUUUGA